This is a messenger RNA of Carlito syrichta (Philippine tarsier), 2977 nucleotides long. It is a transcript of the gene SLC49A4, whose product is annotated as disrupted in renal carcinoma 2. Bases 431 to 1879 code for a protein of 482 amino acids. The transcript has 9 exons. Gene Ontology annotation, cellular component: membrane; intracellular membrane-bounded organelle. The record is from RefSeq and is a predicted model, not a curated record. Lineage: Eukaryota; Metazoa; Chordata; Mammalia; Primates; Tarsiidae.
GACCAGAAGUCAUCAAGUUGUUUAUUAUACACAGGAUUUAACUUGAGCACUUCCUCCAACAACUUCAGGGUUCCUUGCCCAACCUCCUCUAAUACAGACUCUGGGAAUUCCCCUCUCCCCGGCUCCGCCUUGCUCUAGUUGGCCUUUUCACCUCCUCUCAGUCCUGCUUCUGGGACCCGGACCCCUCUCCUCCUCACGCCGGCGAUUUCUGGCCACCCCCUGCGGGGAGGGCGGGCCCCAGACUCCUCGCCGCCUGCCCCGCCUCCCACCCGGGGCCGGCGGCGGCCGCGCAGGCGCAGCAGGCGCGGCCGGGAGGCCGAGGGCGACCACAUCUGCCUCCGCCUCCUGCUCCUGCGGCUGCACCUGCGCUGGGCUGGUCGGCUGCGACUUGGACUGCGCCGGCCAGGGGCCCCGCGGGCGGCGCGUCGCCAUGGGCUCGGGCUGGAGCAGCGAGGAGGAGCGGCAGCCGCUGCUGGGGCCCGGGCCCGGGCUCGGGCCUAGGCCGGGGGCUGCCCGGAGAAGCCGGGAAGCGGCGGCGGCAGCGGCGGCGCUGCCCGCCGCGGCCCCGGGCCCCGGGCGGGUGUACGGGCGCCGCUGGCUGGUUCUCCUGCUCUUCUCGCUGCUCGCGUUCGCGCAGGGCCUGGUCUGGAACACCUGGGGCCCCAUCCAGAACUCGGCGCGCCAGGCCUACGGCUUCUCCAGCUGGGACAUCGCGCUGCUCGUGCUGUGGGGGCCCAUCGGCUUCCUGCCCUGCUUCGCGUUCAUGUGGCUGCUGGACAAGAGAGGUCUUCGGAUAACUGUGCUCCUGACAUCUUUGCUUAUGGUUUUAGGAACUGGUCUAAGAUGCAUACCUAUAUCAGACUUAAUGCUUAAAAGAAGAUUAAUUCAUGGAGGACAGCUGUUAAACGGAUUGGCAGGUCCAACUGUAAUGAACGCAGCACCAUUUCUCUCCACGACGUGGUUUUCUGCAGAUGAACGGGCCACUGCCACGGCUAUUGCAUCAAUGCUCAGUUAUCUUGGUGGAGCAUGUGCAUUUUUAGUUGGACCACUUGUUGUUCCAGCUCCCAAUGGGACAUCACCUCUUCUCACUUCAGAGAGUAGCAGGGCUCAUAUUAAAGAUCGCAUAGAGACUGUAUUAUAUGCAGAAUUUGGAGCUGUCUGCCUAAUAUUUUCUGCAACACUAGUUUACUUCCCACCCCGGCCCCCCCUCCCCCCCAGCGUUGCUGCAGCUAGCCAGCGACUGAGUUAUCGGCGGAGCUUUUGUAGAUUAUUAAGCAAUUUGAGAUUUUUGAUGAUUGCUUUAGCAUAUGCCAUACCACUUGGUGUAUUCGCUGGCUGGUCUGGAGUUCUGGACUUAAUUUUAACACCAGUACAUGUCAGCCAAGUGGAUGCUGGCUGGAUUGGAUUUUGGUCCAUAGUUGGAGGCUGUGUUGUUGGAAUAGCUAUGGCAAGGUUUGCAGAUUUUAUCAGAGGUAUGCUGAAACUAAUUCUUCUCCUUCUGUUUUCUGGGGCUACCCUAUCAUCCACGUGGUUCACCCUGACCUGCUUGAACAGCAUCACACACCUGCCUUUAACUACAGUGACAUUGUAUGCCUCCUGUAUUCUCCUUGGAGUAUUCUUGAAUAGCAGCGUACCUAUAUUUUUUGAGCUUUUUGUGGAAACUGUCUACCCAGUUCCAGAAGGAAUUACUUGUGGAGUUGUGACUUUUUUAAGUAAUAUGUUCAUGGGAGUACUUUUAUUUUUCCUCACAUUUUAUCAUACAGAGUUGUCUUGGUUCAACUGGUGCCUUCCCGGGUCGUGUUUGCUCAGUCUUCUCCUCAUUCUGUGCUUCAGGGAAUCCUAUGACAGACUCUAUCUCGAUGUGGUUGUCUCAGUCUAAUAGCACAGACUUGAAGGAGUUUAAAAGGAGGCUGGACAUCAAUACUGCACACUGCACAUUUGCUUGGAAUUGCACAUCUAACAGGAAGAGAAGGAGAAGAAAGAAACUUCAUCCAGAGGUUUUGUUAGGUUACAGAUUAUCACAUUAAUUUAAUUACUACUAGGUAAUAAUUAUAAGGGAUUUGAGUGAUAAUAGGGAACUAUAAAACUCUACAGAUGGCAUACCUGUGCCUAAUUCUGGGUUUGGAAGUAUGACAUCCUACACAAAAAGCACUACCUAAGUAAUUCCCCCUAUGUUUUGUGCCAGUGCUAAACUACUGAUUACUCAUAAUUAUGAAAAUAAGUAAAAAGUGGCUAUCACAUGAAGGUAGCUCCUUCCCCAAGUCCAUUUCAGAAUAGGAAGAAGUGCCACUAACUUCUAAAGAAGUUCAAACCCUAUAUCAGAUUUUAACUAUAAAAUAGCCAAGAGGUAUAUGGAUGAUAGAAAUUAGCCACUUGUACACUACAUUUUUUUCUAAUAAAGCCAUUUCUUAUAUGACUCCUUAUUUUUAAUGAGGUCAGAAGUCUUUGACCAUCUUUAUUAUGGUGAUGAAGUGCUUUCUGGUGACUUCAGAGCACAGGCACUGUGUCUCCAUCUCAACUUAGCUUUGUUUCUGUGAAAUACACUUUCGUCUAGUAGGCCCUUAAAUGAUUAUAUUAAGGGUGACUAAAUGUUUAAUAUCGUUGUGUUAAAUAUUGUAUGAAAAAGUAUAAUUUCAUUAGGGGCUAGCAUUUUGUUAAAAGUGAAAUGACAGAUCACACAGAGCAUACUAUGUCUUCCACCUGCGAAUGGUGGCAUGAGAUGUAAAGUCCAGAGCCAACAGUUAUUUACCAGGAUUAGAUUUUAUUAAGUGACCCUUGUUUGAAAAUAAUGAUUUAUAACUUUGAAACUUUUAGAUCUGUUGAGUGGUUUCUGAAUUACAUGCUUGUAUUUCAGUAUAGGUUAUGAAAUAUUCCAUUCUGUAUGGAGUCAGUAUGUUUGAGAGGGCAGCAUUUUGUCAGGACCUCUUUUCUCCCUACAGAUGAUAGCUUUUUUAAAAAAUAACAAUUGCUCAUUGGA